UUCUGAAGAUUUUGACGACGACAAUGAUGUUGAUGAACAGGAUGAUCCCCCGCCGUUGAUUUUCCUCGUCGUCUCUUUCUUCAGCGGCCGUGAUCAUCUUCUCUCUCCUAUUUUGGAUCUUUGGGUUGUCAUAAACCAAAAGCAAAUUCCACUAUGUAGCGACCUUCAUAAUAUAUAUGUAGCUGUGGUGUAUAUCUUUGUGUCUUGAAAUACAAGUCUGAAGAUGAUACAAUGUAAUAUCAUAAAUGGUAGACUGGUUUGAACCUUGGGUCUAGCUUUACAAUCCGUACUCAAUUGGCAUCUACUUGAGAGAGAAGAUCAAACACCUCACUGCUGCCUUUAAUGCUGAAAAUCAUGUCUCCAAAGUUGGAUGGUCCUGUUCAAGUACAAAUGGCUGUUGACAUGCUCAGCAACAGCCCUAGCAGUAGUAACUGCCAUGGGAAUAAGUCAACUGAAGGAAAACUGUCCUUACCCCCUUCCCCGCGUAGGCGUAUCUUUGUCCAAACUGAAAGAGGCCAUGUUUUGGGAAUGGAGCUGGAUCGUAGGGACAAUGCUAGUAUGGUGAAGAAAAGGUUGCAGCUUGCCCUUGAUGUUCCCACUGAUGGAAGCUCUUUGACAUUUGGAGAUAUGAUACUGAACAAUGAUCUUACAGCUGUUCGAAAGGAUUGCCCAUUGCUUCUCACCAGAAACAUGAUGCAUAGAAGCUCAUCAACUCCAUGCCUAUCACCUACUGGGAAGGCUGAUCAACGAAGAGAUAAAAGUGGUAUUGUUGAGAUUCUUGGUCAGUCUAAUUGCUUUGGUAGAACAAGUAAAGUGGUUAAAGAGAUUGUAAGGGCUAUCAAGAGUGGGGUUGAUCCAAUUCCUGUCAAUAGUGGACUAGGAGGUGUUUAUUAUUUUCGAAACUGUAAAGGAGAAUCUGUUGCCAUUGUUAAGCCAACUGAUGAGGAGCCUUUUGCGCCAAAUAACCCCAAGGGGUUCUCAGGGAAUUCUCUUGGACAGCCUGGCCUUAAGUGGUCUGUGAGGGUUGGAGAAACAGGUUAUCGAGAAGUGGCAGCCUAUCUUUUGGACUAUGAUCACUUUGCAAAUGUGCCUCCUACUGCUCUCGUCAAGAUUUCUCAUUCAGUUUUCAACGUAAAUGACUGUGUAAAUGGGAACAAGCCUCACAAUAUGGGAGUGGUCAGCAAGAUUGCGUCUCUUCAGCAUUUUGUUCGCCAUGACUUUGAUGCUAGUGAUCUUGGGACCACUAGUUUUCCAGUUUCUGCCGUACAUAGGAUCGGUAUACUAGAUGUUAGGAUUUUUAACACUGACAGGCAUGCAGGAAAUCUUCUGGUCAGGAAGCUUGAUGGUUUUGGAAAGUUUGGUCAAGUUGAGCUCAUCCCCAUUGAUCAUGGCCUUUGCCUGCCAGAAGGUUUGGAGGAUCCAUAUUUUGAAUGGAUACACUGGCCACAGGCUUCAAUUCCCUUUUCUGAGGAAGAGCGAGAGUAUAUAAGGAACCUUGAUCCUAUUCGUGAUUGUGAGAUGCUGCGUGCUGAGUUGCCGAUGAUGCGGGAGGCAUGUCUUAGGAUGUUGGUACUUAGCACUACUUUCCUCAAGGAAGCAACAAAGUUUGGGCUCUGUCUUGCUGAGAUUGGUGAGAUGAUGUCUAGGGAGUACAGUGGUCAUGGGGAAGAGCCAAGUGAGCUCGAGAGUGUUUGCUUGGAGGCAAGGGGGACACUUAGAGAAGCUUCAUUGCCUAUUGAUAAUGAAUUAAGAGAUCAAGAGUAUCAGUUUGACAUGGAUAAUGAGGAUACAAGCCUUUGCCAAGAAAUACAGGAAGACUUAACCCCCAAAUUGCCAUCUUUGUUACAGCGCAACUCUGUAAAUGGCCUGAAUGCUGUUUCCAAACUGCAGUUCCUUGGAAAGGAAGACGCUGAGAUUCAUGAUGAGAGAACUUGCACAGACUACUCUGGACAUGAGCUGGAUCUUAACUACUUUUCUAAUGCUGUAAAGCUUUCGAAGUCUCUAAAGAAAAUUGGCUUGGUGAAAAGUAGCAGGCAGAAACCCAAACUUGCUUGUUUGGCUGGCACUACAUGUGCACAAAGAAGAAGUGGCAAAGAGUUGCUUCCAAUAACAAUUGGCUUUGUCAAUUUGGCAGACCUAAGUGAGGAAGAAUGGAUCCUAUUUCUUUCUAAAUUCCAGGAGCUUCUUGGAUCUGCAUUUGCUAAUCGUAAAUCGUCAAGCAUUGCACUGAAACAGAGGCAAAGGCAGGGAACUGCAGGCGAGUUUUGAGUGAGUGACUUGAGAUGACCUUUAAACAUACUGAAUGUAUAGUUGUAGUUAGUACAAGAUGAAGCAAACCUUUCGAAGCAUGUGAGAGCUUGAGAUCUGUUUUUUAGGGUUGGAUUCCGAGCCUUCACAUCAAGAAGCGUUGUAAUAGUGAUGCGAGAAAAAGAUGUAAAUAGUUUUGGGAUUAGGCAUCAACGAUCAGCUGUUCAUAAGAAACGAUCAGCUUGUUGGCUGACUACUAUGAAAAUUACAGCUAUGUAUAUAUCAGC
This is a messenger RNA of Coffea eugenioides, 2534 nucleotides long. Its product is annotated as phosphatidylinositol 4-kinase gamma 7-like. The record is from RefSeq and is a predicted model, not a curated record. The transcript is spliced from 2 exons. The coding region runs from base 343 to 2268 and encodes 641 amino acids. NCBI's taxonomy places the organism in Eukaryota, Viridiplantae, Streptophyta, Magnoliopsida, Gentianales, Rubiaceae.